Molecule: messenger RNA, 492 nt
Organism: Necator americanus (New World hookworm)
Lineage: Eukaryota; Metazoa; Nematoda; Chromadorea; Rhabditida; Ancylostomatidae
Exons: 1
Coding region: 1-492 (163 amino acids)
Source: RefSeq, a predicted model, not a curated record
AUGCAAAAGUUGGAAUGGGACGACAUGGGAGUGAAGGUUGAUGGUCGGCAGCUACACCAUUUGCGCUUUGCUGAUGACAUCGUGCUGAUAACACCUAGCAUCAGUCAAGCGGAACGAAUGCUGAUCGAAUUCGACGAAACAUGUGGAUGCAUCAGUCUUCAGCUGAAUCUACAAAAGACGAUGUUCAUGCGGAACGGAUGGGUCUGGGAUGCCCCAUUUACGCUCAUUGGAGCGAACAUAUCGGAAUGCACCAGCUAUGUUCAUCUUGGUCGGGAGAUGGACAUGAAGAACGGCGUGACCUCCGAGCUGGGCAAGAGGGAACGAGCGGUUUGGAGAGCGCACAAGAGCAUCGAGGAUGUAGUGAGGAAGAAUAGGAACAUCCGGAUCCUUCCUCACCUCUUUAAUACCAAAGUACUUCCUGGUUUGACCUAUGCUUCAGGAAAGUGGGAACUUGGCAAGCAGGAAGAAAAUCCGUCAAUGAAUGCUCCAUGA